CUAUUUUCUGUGAUGCAAUGAAAUGUCACACUGAUUUCAUUUCAUUUGUACGCAUAAUUUUGACGAUAUCUUUGUCUUUUAUUAUAUGCCCAGAAAAUGGUUGACCCAAUAUUUGAUUACCAAUUUAGGCUCAUCCUAAUUGGCGAUAGUACGGUGGGGAAAAGCUCCCUUUUAAAAUACUUUACGGAUGGAAAAUUCGCUGAGCUCUCCGAUCCGACAGUAGGCGUGGAUUUCUUCGCUAGAAUAAUUGAGGUUCAGGAUGGUACAAGAAUUAAAUUACAACUUUGGGAUACAGCAGGACAGGAAAGAUUCAGAUCCAUUACGAAGUCUUACUACAGGAACUCGGUGGGUGCUUUGUUAGUGUACGACGUAUGUAACAGAUCAAGUUUCGAGCACAUACCAUUGUGGAUGAUGGAAGCUAAGAGGCACAUUGAACCACACAGACCUGUGUUCGCUUUGGUGGGUUGUAAAGUUGAUUUAGUUGGUACAGACAAUAAGAAUGGUGCUAGAAGAGAAGUUACAUGCGAGGAGGCCAGGAUGUUUGCUGAGGAAAAUGGUCUCCACCAUGUAGAGACAUCUGCAAAGACGGGUGUUAAUGUUGAAGAGGCUUUUGUAUUAGUAGCACAGGAAGUGUACAACCGCAUCCAGAGCGGAGAAUACAAAGUGGAAGAUGGUUGGGACGGCAUCAAAACAGGGUUUAACCGACCUAAUGGUAUGGAUUUCAACUUACUUGAGGCGGAAACUGUCCAAUCCACAUGCUGCUAGAAAAUAAUGCCUGGUUCACACUUGGCUAAUACAGUUGGACAGUCAUGCAGGAAGUUUGUAUGGACUAUUAGUGUUUAUUAUGCCAGCUGAAUGCCAGUCCAGUCAUUGAACGCUACUGACCGAGUGUCUGGGCCAAGUCUGAAUUGUGCAUUUUUAUUUUGUACAUACUGACUUGUGUAAUUAGAAUAGUUAUAUAUUACGUAAGUAUAAAUUAACUAAAUAAUGUAGAUUUUUUUGGCACAUUUGCAAUGGCAUUUGAGGAUGCAACAGUUUUUGUACAAGUUAUUUUAAAAUUCACUAAUAGGUUGCAGGGUUUAUUUUAUUUGAUGUAAUUUUAUUUUCUCGAUUUCAACACUGUUGGCAUAAUGGCACCUUAUAUACACAGAAUGGCAUAAUGAUGCAUUCAAUAAAAUUGCAAAAGUUUAAAAAAUUGUAUGAUCUAUUUAAAAAAUUGUAAUAUUUUUUUUAAUUUGCUAUAUUAUUAGAAAUUAGUUAUGAUUUUAUCAAUUGGAAUAAAGUUUUGGUAUCACAAAGUGUCAUCGAAAUCUAAAACUAGGGAUAAAACGAAAUUUGAGUACACUUUAAUGACAGUAUGUCUGAUAGAAAUGCCUUGAAAUUGUUAUAUGAAGCCUAAGAUUUGGUAUGUGACAAAAUCUCAGAUUUAAGUGCCAUCUGAUUAGAUUCGGGCCCCUUUUUUAUUUUUUUUUUUUCUCAUCUAAAAAGCACAAUUGACAUAAUGUCAUUUUUACAUCACAACCAAAGACAUGAUCACAUAUUUACAUAAUACGUAAAUUUUUUGCAAAUUGUUAGUUAUUAUUGUAUAUAAUUUUAUUUUUAACUAUCAUUAACAAGUUUCCCAUCGAAAAGACUAACUUAAAAACAAUGUUUUGACGUCUUUUGAUUUAUAUUUUAUAUCCAUCCAAAUGCAUAAUUUUAAACAUUUAUGGCUACAUUGAAUCUAAUUCAAAAAUGUCUUAAAUGAUGAGUCUCCAUUCAUAACACAUGUUUAAAAAUUCAUGGUAAGGUUUUGUUUUAUUGAUUUUAUUUAAAAACUGUAAAACACGAAUUUAGACUUGAAUUAAAAAUAUUUAAGAUUCAAAUUGUUAUUUUAAAAAAACCUUUGCCUUUGUUUACUUCAAUUCUACUGUGAAUUUAAUGGGUAUUCAGACCUUCAAAAAUAAAUUAGUGCUCAAAAUUCUGAACAAUCUGUUAUAAUAUGGAAUACGAUGGUUUGUUUUUAUAUACUUAUAUUAAGCGACAUUUUAUUUAUAAAUGUACUACGUCAUAACGCUGUUAUAAUGCUUGAACGCAGUAAAGUUUUUGUUAAUCAU
Molecule: messenger RNA, 2096 nt
Organism: Papilio polytes (common Mormon)
Lineage: Eukaryota; Metazoa; Arthropoda; Insecta; Lepidoptera; Papilionidae
Gene: Rab39
Product: ras-related protein Rab-39B
Exons: 3
Coding region: 97-765 (222 amino acids)
Biological process (GO): Rab protein signal transduction
Cellular component (GO): Golgi membrane
Molecular function (GO): GTPase activity; GTP binding
Source: RefSeq, a predicted model, not a curated record